This is a messenger RNA of Lytechinus variegatus (green sea urchin), 3904 nucleotides long. It is a transcript of the gene xrn2, whose product is annotated as 5'-3' exoribonuclease 2-like. The record is from RefSeq and is a predicted model, not a curated record. Gene Ontology annotation, cellular component: nucleus. NCBI's taxonomy places the organism in Eukaryota, Metazoa, Echinodermata, Echinoidea, Temnopleuroida, Toxopneustidae. Gene Ontology annotation, molecular function: 5'-3' RNA exonuclease activity; RNA binding. Bases 95 to 3379 code for a protein of 1094 amino acids. The transcript has 35 exons. Gene Ontology annotation, biological process: nuclear-transcribed mRNA catabolic process.
ACCGGUCUGUGUCUCUGCUGUUGCAUGCGUCACGAGUAGUUGGAAAGUAAAAACAAAGAAUUUUUCGUAUUUGUGGAAGACACUUGCAAAAAGGAUGGGUGUUCCAGCAUUUUUCAGAUGGCUUAGUAAAAAAUAUCCUUCGAUCAUUGUUCACUGCGUGGAAGAAAAGACCAAAGAAGUAGAUGGAGUUAGGAUUCCAGUUGAUAGUACCAAGCCUAACCCCAAUGAUGUAGAGUUUGACAAUCUCUAUUUGGAUAUGAAUGGAAUUAUUCAUCCAUGUUGUCAUCCAGAAAAUAAACCUGCGCCAAAGAACGAAGAUGAGAUGAUGUGUGAGAUCUUCUUGUACAUCGAUCGUUUGUUCAGUAUAGUGCGCCCUCGCAGAUUGCUAUACAUGGCCAUUGAUGGAGUCGCUCCUCGUGCCAAGAUGAAUCAACAGCGCUCACGUCGAUUUAGAGCUUCAAAGGAAAGCAGAGAUAAGAGACAAGAUGAGGCAAGGAUACGAUCUGAGAUUGCUGAACGUGGUGGAUACCUGCCUCCUCCUAAGCCCAAAGAAAGUCACUUUGAUAGCAACUGUAUCACACCGGGGACAGAGUUCAUGUUUCGUCUUGCUGACUGCUUGCGUUAUUAUGUGACAGAGAGAAUAAACAAUGAUCCUGGCUGGAAGAACAUUAAGGUGAUCCUUUCUGAUGCUAAUACCCCAGGAGAGGGAGAGCACAAGAUAAUGGACUACAUAAGGAAGCAAAGGGCCAAUCCAGACCAUGACCCAAACACUCAUCAUUGUCUGUGUGGUGCUGAUGCUGAUCUGAUUAUGUUGGGUCUUGCUACCCAUGAGGUAAACUUCACGAUCAUCCGUGAGGAGUUCAAACCAAAUCAGAGGAGACCUUGUGAGCUAUGCAACCAAGAAGGACAUGAAAUGAAAGAAUGCCAGGGGCUGCCAAAGGAAAGAGCAAACGAGCUGGAUACCAUACCUGUGCCUCAAGGUGCUGAGACAGAGUUCAUAUUUCUCAGACUCAAUGUUCUCAAAGAGUACCUUGAGAAAGAGCUGUGGAUGACAGGAUUACCUUUCACCUUUGACCUAGAGAGAGCUAUAGACGACUGGGUAUUCAUGUGCUUCUUUGUUGGUAAUGAUUUCUUGCCUCAUCUUCCUUCACUUGAAAUCAGGGAAGGGGCCAUUGACAGGCUGAUACGACUGUACAAGAAAGCUGUUUACAAGACAAAGGGCUACUUGACAGAGAAUGGAGUGGUCAACCUUCAACGUGUCCAGCUGAUGAUGACCGAUCUAGGUGAAGCAGAAGAUGAGAUCUUCAAGAAGAGAAGAGUCACUGAACUUGGUUUCAGACAGAGAAAUAAAGAGAGGAAUAAGAGAAUGAGAGCUAAUACUGCACCAGCUUUCAUACCAGCAGGUGUAUUGGCUCCCACACCCAUUACUGGUGGACCAUCAUCAAGCACAGCUAAGCAGAUCUUGGAGCAGCGUAGAGAUGCCAGGAUGACAUCAAGGGAUAGUGCUAACAAGAAUGCAGCUGAUGCGAUAAGAGCUUCGUUGAAAGGGGGUGAAGAGAGAGGAACAAAGAGAAGUCAUGAUGAGGCUGAGGAAGAAGAUGAAGACAAGGAUGAUACCGUCAGGUUAUGGGAAGAUGGCUGGAAGGAGCGUUACUAUCAAAACAAGUUUGAUGUUCCCUCGUCUGACCAUGAUUUCCGUGCAAAAGUUGUGCGAUGCUAUGUUGAAGGUCUAUGCUGGGUACUGAGGUACUACUAUCAAGGAUGUGCAUCAUGGAAGUGGUAUUUUCCUUACCACUACGCUCCCUUUGCUUCAGAUUUCCUUGAUAUCGGCAGCCUUCCUAAUGACUUUGAGAAAGGAACAAAACCUUUCAAGCCAUUAGAGCAGCUGAUGAGUGUGUUCCCUGCAGCCAGUGGUAACUUCCUACCAGAAUCAUGGAGGAGAAAAAUGAUGGACAUUGACUCACCAAUCAUUGACUUCUAUCCAGAUGAUUUCCAGAUCGAUCUCAAUGGGAAGAAAUAUGCAUGGCAAGGUGUGGCACUCCUGCCAUUUGUAGAUGAGCAUCGACUCCUUACGACCCUUGCAGAGGUCUAUCCUAACCUCACACCAAUAGAGAGGAAGAGAAACAGCAAUGGUCCUGAUCGAUUGUUUGUGGGUCAGCAUCACCCACUCUAUAACUUCAUCAGGGAGCUGUAUGAGACAGAUAGUCUUAAAGAGGCUGAACCAGACACUGAUAUUUGCCCUUCACUUGCCAAUGGUGUGAGAGGAAAGAUUGGAAAGGAUGAAUUUGUAACCAUGCCUGGAAAACUUCAUCGGUCACCUGUUCCUCAACUGAGAGACAUUCCAGAGAGCUAUGUUUUAGGAGUGACAUUCCGUGACCCUACCUACCCGCAAGGUUUCAUAUUUGAGGCUAAGAGGUUACCCGGAGCCAAGGUGCCAGACAAGGUGCUGAAGCCCGAGGAUUUCAUGAAUGCCAACGGGUACCGAGGUGGGCGUGGCGGUGGACGGGGGUACGGUGGUAGAGGAGGCCUGGGCUAUGGUGGUCGUGGUGGUGGUGGCGGAAGGGAUGGAUACAGACCUCAGCUUGGAUUCCAGAGGAAUAGUGGAUACAGAGAUGGAUUGGAUACCAGUGCUGCUCAGAGGAUGAUUAGGCAUGGCUUUGACACUGGUUAUUUUCCAGCAAGGGACCGAGAUGUCCAGGAAUAUUUCGGUGCAACCCAGCUCUUCAACCAAUGGAAACAACAGCUUGUAAAAGAGGGUGCAGCCCCGCACCCCUCUAUUGCACCCCAAGCUGCACCUGUGGACCAAUACAAGUCCCUCCCCCUGUUCCAGCAAGGUGCCCCGCCUUGUUCCAGUCAGUCCCUCUACCUCCCUAGCAAUCAUGCCAUGCCAGCAUGCCUUAGCCAGCCCCAAGCAAGUCUUUCAAGACACCAUGGUUCAAACCAAGGAAGGAAUGAUCAGUCUCUCUUGGGUGCCCCACCCCUAAUGCAGCAAUCAGGAGGAGGAGGAGGAGGUUAUGGAGGAUACAAUCAGAGGCAAGGAUAUGGUGGGCAAGGAGGCUACAAUCAAGGAGGACAAUCAUAUAACAGAAAUCAACAGUCCAAUCAAGGAUGGAACCGCAACCAGCAGUCGCAGGGUCAGGCGUACCACCAGAACCAGCAUCAACGCUCCCAGAGCUAUGGGGGACAUAGCAGCCAAGGAUAUGGUGGUUAUAACCAACAGCAGGGCUACGGGGGCUCGAGACAAGGUCAGGGCUACCAACGAGGAGGUGGAGGAAACCAAUAUGGCAACAGAGAUAAUAGGAAUCAGGGUUGGCAGGGUGGAAACCAGGGAGGUGGAGGAUACCCCAAACCUCCUGGAUACUCCCAGAGGAGAUACUGAGAUGCCAUCACGAUGGUACCAAUACAGGCAUCACCAAAACCAGCAUCAUCCAAUCUUCAUCUGGCUUCGAAGCUUUCCUGUGGUAGAAGCACAGCUGGACUAGUGCACCUAGACUUUGAGUAUCUAAUUAUUGUUUCUCCAUGUUUCUUCAAUAAUAUCCAUAAAGUGAUCCUUCUUUCACUGGCAACUGCUAUAAGCUAUAAUAAUGGAUAGUUUUGAAGUUCUUCAGUAUUUCCAAACUGGAGCAAUGUACCCAGUUUUAAGAAUGCAUCGACUUUUCUCUAAAUCUCAUCAUUCAUUAAUAAUAUCCUGGUAGUAUUUCAUGAAACAACUUCUCAGUGAUGUUCACUAGCAUCUGUUAUAAGCUACUGAAAUGCCUUCAGUCUCCUCUAGUUUAAGCAUAGAGCAGUAUAUCCAGGUUUGAAAGAAUGAAUAUAUGGGUAGCAUUUCAUGAAGUUAUUUCCUAGUUAAAUUUGCUUGGAGCUGUUACAAGCUACUGCGAUACCUGAUUCUUAUUGGCUAAGA